Messenger RNA from Scylla paramamosain (green mud crab), 1508 nucleotides. RefSeq names its product innexin inx2-like. Gene Ontology annotation, molecular function: gap junction channel activity. Gene Ontology annotation, cellular component: plasma membrane; gap junction. The record is from RefSeq and is a predicted model, not a curated record. NCBI's taxonomy places the organism in Eukaryota, Metazoa, Arthropoda, Malacostraca, Decapoda, Portunidae. Bases 141 to 1394 code for a protein of 417 amino acids. The transcript has 3 exons.
ACCCACACACAAACACACACACAAACGAACACAUACAAGGUCGCCGUGAGAGUGGGCAUGCAGUACAGACCAGGCUGUAGCCAAGACAACACACCCGAGCAGGAGGGAGACUUAUCACCUUACCAAAUACUGAAUGAAAAAUGGCGGGGGACAAGGAUGAUGGUAAAAAGAAACAGGGAGGAGGAAAAGAGAACCUGCUGGACGUCCGCCACAUGAUAGAGGCAGUGCUGAGCGUGGUGAAGUCACACGCCACCAAGACCAGUGUCGCCCCAUGUGACGGCCUGGUGCUGCGCAUGCAUUACCGCUGGACCUUCUGGGCCCUGCUGGCAGGCUUCCUGGCCAUCUGGCACUCCUGGUACCAAAAGCACACAAUCACUUGUGUGUCACACUUCAACGCAGAGGCGCAGGUGAAAGAAGAGUACGUGAACGUGUGUCUCUCGUACCCGUAUCUCGCGGAGGAGGGAGGGCGGCGGUACAUUCUCUUCUACCGGUGGGUCCAUUGGUCCUUCCUCCUGCUGACGGUCUUCUUCUACCUCCCGCGGAAGGUCUCCAAAAACUUCGAGAAUGUGAAGUGUAAGAAGGUGCUGGAGGACUUGCACAAAGGCGCCGAGACGUAUGACCAGAAAGAAGCCGAAAUCGUGGAAAAGGCACACCGUUACAUGUGCUACAAUAUCCGGACUCACAACGGCCUCUACUGGAAAUACCUCGUAGUGAACGCGUUGGCCCUAUUCAUUGACAUAAUAGCCAUGGUUUUCUUUGACUUCGUGCUACAGGGAAGAUUUAUUUGGUACGGGUAUAUGUCUUACCCGUUCACACGUGACCCUUGGAAGUUUACUGAUCACAUGUCCCAAACGUUCCCGCCGUUCGUGUGGUGCGAGCUUAGCCCUGACAAUCAGCUGGUGAGCCUUCGCACGGAAAAAUUUGGCUGCCACCUCACCGUCAUGGAGCUGUACGAGAAGAUCUUCUUGGGCCUGUGGCUGUGGUUGAUCCUCCUUAUAUUCAUCACUUCCUGCUAUAUCAUCUUCCUGUUAUCCCUGUUGCUGCCAAACGUACGUCUCCUGCUGCUGCGUUUUUCAAAGCCUAGACAUAUUUCCACUAAGAUCACCGCGCUCAUCCAGGACGUGUUGAAGGUCAGUAAGAUCGGCGACGUGUUCAUGCUGUACCGCCUCAGACAGCAUAUGAGCCACGCCAGAUUCUACGAGGUGAUGGUGAAGCUGACGGAACCCAAUGUGUACAUGGAAGCAGGACGGCAAGGACAAGGCCAGGACACGAGCCCCUCGUCUCCCGACAUACACAAACAGAAGCCUUUUAACAAGAAAGAAAACCCAAAGUCACAAAAAGGAGAUUCCAAAGAAAACAACCCUGAAAAGAAGAUACUCAUUGAGGAGUGUUAAAGCGUUAAGACGGGACCAUACUCUUCACAUCUUUUGGUGCUUCACUGAUGGCGACGUAGACAUGAACCUCAUCAUCACAAUUAGAAGUGUCUGGUGAGGGAGCGUCGCCCCCUG